AUGAAUAUUUCAGGAAUUAAACAAAAAAGUUUUCAAGGUGAGAUUGAAGACAAGCUUGAUGGGGUAGUUCUCAGAGGAAUAAAAAUUGAAGUGAUUUGGAAAUCAAUCGAUGACAAAUUAUCUAAGGUCGUGAAAAAGCUUGAAGGAAUCACGAAGAAAGAAGAAUAUUUUGAUCAUUUAUGGGGAGAAGAAGCAACUCUUGAGAGACGAGACAUGAUGCUUCUUAAUGUGGGAUUGGAAGUUUACGACAAAUAUGAUUGA
Molecule: messenger RNA, 261 nt
Organism: Clunio marinus
Lineage: Eukaryota; Metazoa; Arthropoda; Insecta; Diptera; Chironomidae
Source: the annotation of a GenBank genome assembly